CUUUCAGCUACAUUGGUACCUCAGGAUCCAAGGUAUCCAUAAUCCGGCUGGGAACCGAACCUCAUCUCAUGUGGUUGUGCAUGAAGAAGGGAGGAGAAACUGGAAAGGGGCAAAUGUCAACACACACAGUCGGCCGGAUCAUGAGGGACUUUGCAUGCCUACUCGGGUUAGAGAAAACGCCAAUCACAUAUUUUCUCUGACACUUGUUACAUGCUUUCUCACGGCUUUCGGUCUCGGGUAGGACAUUGUGUCUUGGCCUCUUUUCCGUUGCCCGUUGCCCGUUGCCCGUCUCCUCUGUUGUUGUUGUUGAUGUUGACAUUUUUUUUCUAUUUGACAGGGCAACGGGAACUGUUCUCCUCUUGCUCUUCUAGAUCGUCUCAGGACUAUCAACACUGCCUAUCAUAUUCUUGUCAGAUAUCUGAAUACGACGCGUCUAUCCUCUACGGCACUGCCGGUAGCCAACCGGUCUUGUUGCCCGUCACCCCACUGUCAGUCAGUAUUCCGAGUUUCAAGACGCUGAUAACCUGGGGGAUCGUCUGCUGCAAGAGUGCGCUGUCUUGCUGCUGCAAAGCGAAUCAUCCGCCACCACCUAAACAGAAAGGGUCGCAGUCUUGGUCCGACCAAGGUCUUCAAACGACCUCGCCUCCAGUCGGGAAAACUGGGUCCCGGAACGGCCACGCCGUCUUGGACUGGUCGACGAGGCAUUGGGCCGCUGCAAGCUGCAGACCACUGCUGCCAAAGGGGCCAAGCGGGCCCGCAUUCGAGCCACGACAGUUCCAGAGGACAGACCUGAGACUGGAGUGCAUUGGGAGUGGCAUGGACUGGCCAUUUUGCCUGCCCAUCAACACUCUCUUGCUUGAUCCGUCCGGACCGUUCUGCUGCUGCACGGAAUCCUCACUCCUGGCUCCUCUUUUCACCUCUCACCCCUCUCAACUCCUGCUUCUCCUCCUUCUUCUCCCAUUCAUCAGUCGUGUUUUCCCUCAUCCUCGUUCGCCAUCUCAUCCUGCACACUGCGUGGUCGCGCUGCUGUGGUGUUUCCCCUCCGGUACCUUGUUGACUUACAUACAUACUACCUACAUCCACAUACAUCCACCUGCGGAUCCGCCUGCUUGCUCACUUCUUCCCGCCUGUGCUGCUUGCCUGCUUCUCGUUGAUUGAGUGGAAUCGACUUUGAUACAUCAGAAACCUUCCAACAGUCACAAAAGUCAAUCGUCAGGAUGGAUCCCGAUUGCGCUAUUUGCCAUGCUCCGGCAACCGUUGCCUGUGACUGUGAGGCCAAGGGCCUCGAGAUGGCCGUCAAG
Molecule: messenger RNA, 1301 nt
Organism: Neurospora tetraspora
Lineage: Eukaryota; Fungi; Ascomycota; Sordariomycetes; Sordariales; Sordariaceae
Exons: 2
Coding region: 211-1158 (315 amino acids)
Source: RefSeq, a predicted model, not a curated record